Messenger RNA from Aureobasidium subglaciale EXF-2481, 1203 nucleotides. RefSeq lists its product as uncharacterized. NCBI's taxonomy places the organism in Eukaryota, Fungi, Ascomycota, Dothideomycetes, Dothideales, Saccotheciaceae. The record is from RefSeq and is a predicted model, not a curated record. The transcript is spliced from 2 exons. Bases 419 to 1003 code for a protein of 194 amino acids.
UAUACCAUGACUCGCGGAUGAAACGUGAAGGAUUUUCUCCACAGCACCAUCGAUGUUGAUGAUAGUGGUUCGCGGAUAGGUAUCCUCGCUUGCGGGUAUUGCGAAACUAGUGAUCUUCCGGAACCAUCGCUGUCGAGGGCAUUCUCAUAUUAAUUUAACCCUCGGAGUAACAUAGCCGCCCCUGCUGGGCAGGCAGUCUAAGCAUUCGGUAGAUCCAGACUACAACUCACCUUUUUGCCUUGGCGAUUGGAGAAGGCUCCAUACUGUUAGACUACAAAAGACGUUUUCUCCCAUCGCGUCGGCCAAUUGCUUUUUCUCUAUAUCACAUCGCUAUAUACCGAAGCACGCGACUUUCUAAUAGAGACCACACAUAACCUCAGAAUUCUUGUUUGAUCAUCACACAUCACCAAUUUCCAAGAUGGCCAUCAUCAAGUCGUUCCUGACUUUCACCCUACUCUUGGGCUCGUCUCUUGGUGCUCUUGCUGCUGGCAACAAAACUGCCACUAACGGCAUCGGAAGCCUUCCCGCACAGGUAAUCACUGCUGCCUCAUUAUCCUGCGGAAUUUGCAUUGACAACAUUAAUCAGAGACACGUUGUGUCAGUCGACCAAGCUGAGAGCAUCAUCGCCGCUGCUGUCAGAGAGGCCAGCACUGUAAUCCCUGAGAAUAUUGCCAUCGUCGACCCUAGUGGCUUGUUGGUUGCUUUCCACCGCAUGGACAACGCCUAUCCCGGCAGCAUCGAUAUUAGCAUUAAGAAGGCUCGUACCAGUGUUCUAUUCAACGGCAUGGCUACCGCCGAUUUGAACGCUGCUGCUCAGGGUGCUCUUUACGGUGUCGAGGAGACUAACGGUGGUCUCGUCGUCUUCGGUGGCGGUCUUCCUCUCUACAAAGACGACUACCUUAUCGGCGGUAUUGGUGUCAGUGGUGGCUCCGUCGACCAAGACGUGCAAGUCGUCAAGGCUGCUGUUUCCUGGUUCAGCAACUCGACCCUGUCCACUUACUAAGCUAGUUUUGCAAAACUAAAAGUUCUCCUUUCUUACAUUUUCGAAGUAGGGUUUUGUAAUGUCCCUCAAUACCCUCGGCGUAUUUCUGUUUGCUUUGCGACAUAUACCUCACGAAUGUACCAACAGAUUCUUGCAAACACUCAAUCUCUUAUGACUUUACUUGGAGCAGACAACUAGCAGCGUCAUAGGAAUAUUACUAC